CAGCAGCAUCAUCAUCAGCAUCAUCAUCAGCAGCAGGAGGCCCCGGCAAUGUCUCCCCCGCGCGUCUGGCCACUGCUCGUGGCCCUCGCGAUUCUCCCCGCGCCACUCCCCGGGUCCCCCGCGGCUCCCUCGGGCCCCGCGUCCCCGUGGCCUCAUCCUCGCCGCACCUCCUGGCGGGGAGGGCCCAACGUGGCCGCGCGGCGCCACCGAGACCAGAGGCCCCCACGCGGCCACGGGCAGCACGGGCCAAGCGGCGGGGAGGACAUGCAGGCCCUAAACCGCGCCGGGGGGCCCGGUGGCGCCGUGGGGACUGGGGGGGCCGGGGGUGUAAGGAUGGACCCUUGGAAUCAUCAUCAUCAUCAGCAGCAACAUCAGCAGCAGCAGCAGCAUCAUCAGCAAAGACCUCCGAAGCUGCCCGGUGGAAUGGCCCAACAUUCUCGACAAGCGGCAUCUGCCGCGAAGGUGGCAUCGGCUGGCGCGGCUGCACCGGUCAUGAAGAGCCCCCCGGCAGGCAAAGCCGCGGAUCGCGAGCCGAGGGAGCCGGCGGCGGAGUGGCUGAGCGCGCAGCUGGGCAGCCUGGCGCGCUCCCUGCACGCGUGCGGCGGCGGCGGUGGCGGCGGCGGUGGUGGCAGCGGCAGCGGCGGCGCGGCGGAGCGCGGGGCGGAAGCGAUGCGGCUGCGAUUCCUCGGCAGCGGCAGAGAAGCCACUUGUAACGACGGCAGCCCCGCCGGGUAUUAUAUCCGCAAGUCGGAGGGCAGCAAGCGGUGGCUGAUAUUCCUUGAAGGAGGCUGGUAUUGCCACAGCAGGGAAAGCUGCGAUGCGCGAUUCGCGUCCCUCCAUCAUCUCAUGAGCUCGGCCGACUGGCCCCACACGCGCACAGGGAACGGCAUCCUGUCUCCGCGCCCCGAGGAGAACCCGCACUGGUGGAACGCAAACACCGUCUUCGUGCCGUACUGCUCGAGCGACGUGUGGAGCGGGAACGCGCCGCGCUCCAGUCGAGGUGGGUACGCGUUCCUAGGGGCGCGGAUCCUGCGGGAGGUGGUGGUGGAGCUGGUGAGGCACGGGAUGGGUCACGCGCGCACCAUCAUGCUGGCGGGCAGCAGCGCGGGGGGCACGGGAGUGCUGCUGCACCUGGACAGCAUGGCCGCCCAGCUCCGUGCCCUAGGGGUCCCUGCCCAGCUGAGGGGGCUCGCCGACUCGGGAUGGUUCGUGGAGCGCAGGGGGAGCGGAGCGGCCCCCGGCUGCGGAGGGGGGGUCCGGCCCGGGGCGGACUGCGGCCCGGGGGCCCCCGUUCACUCCAUGCAUCACGCCGUCCGGUUCUGGAACGGAUCGGUUCCGGAGCGGUGCCGCCUGCAUCUCCCCCCGGGGGAGGAGUGGAAAUGUUAUUUUGGCUUCAUCACCUUCCAGACGCUCGCCACCCCGGUGUUUGUGGCGCAAUGGCUCUUCGACGAGGCCCAGCUGACCGCUGACAACGUGCAGCUGCUGGGCCCGACUCGGGGCGGCGACCAGCUGCCCUACCUGCGCGAGCUGGGACAGGAGCUGCGCGCCACCCUCCACCCGCUGCCGGCAGUCUUCUCUCCCGCGUGCCUCGCUCACACGCUUAUCACGAGCAGUGGCUGGGCUGACGUCCAGGUGAAGGGGCUGACGCUGCCUCGCGCCCUGCAGUGCUGGGAGCAGAACCUCCAGCACGCAGCGUCCCGAAACGGCACCCAGCAGCAGCAGCAGCCUGCUGCGGAACGGUCACCGCCCGCCGUUGGCAGCGGCGUCGCUGGCGAGGGGGGCAGCAGCAGCAGCGGUGGCAGCAGCAGCACCAGCGCCUCGUCCUCCACCCCGGCGGAGCGGUGGGCGGCGGCGGCCCCGGCGGCCCCGGCGCCUUGCGCCUUCCGCGCUGUCGACAGCUGCCCGUGGCCGCACUGCAACCCGAGUUGCCCGGCACUGCGCGACGCGCUCACGGGCCAGGAGGUGAGCGCCAUCGCCUUCCUCACCCAGCUGGGCUUCGACGUGCGCAGCAUGGCCUCGCAGCUCGGCAUGGACCCCGACACGCUGCUCAACGUGCUCAGCGACGGCACAUAGGGGCGGGGGUGGGGGUGGGGUGGGGGGGAGUUGCGGGGAGGGGGGGCCGAGGGGCCGGGGGGAGGGGGCUGCGGCCGUCGACCAGCACGGAGACGCGGAGGGAGCCUUGCGGAGGACUCGGUGGGUUUGGAACGCGGCGUUGGGAGGACGCGAGCCGCUGGGUGGAGCGAAACGUCGGACAUCGUGUUGAGCAGCACAGAGCGGUACAACCAGAAAACCACAUCGGCGUGCGAAUCACCCCCCUGCCCCCCCCCCCCCUUUAUCCUGCUAUCUGAAAAAUCGUUCCAGACGUCUGUGUGUUCAUCACUCACGAAAAAUCACGGAUAACGGGACGAAUCGUGCGCCUCCAGAUAAUCCGACCCCCGGGUGGCAUCGUAAGAGGGACACGCACGUUGGGCACGUUGAACUUAUUUCGCGCCGCACGUCGUAGCCAACCGUGCUAAUCGGAGGUGCGGGAAAAAGGGUGACUAUAGCUGCUGGUUGACUCUCACGCUGCUGCUGGGUGCACUGCCCCACCCCCCCCUCCCCCGCGAGACCCACCAAAUUGAUAUUGAUAUUUACCAGAGGUAAGUAUAUUGAAUGUUGUUUUAUUAAUGUAGCGCCCAGUGGAGGCAGCUUGGAGUUCUAGGACCGCCCUCCUUGGGAUCCAUCGGAGUGCCGGGGAAGAAGCGGAAAGAGAAGCGUGGGUGAGUGAGUGGGUGAGUGAGUGGGUGGGUGAGUGGGUGGGUUGGUGAGUGCGUUGGUGAGUGGGUUGUUGGUGACCUGCAGUGUGGUGGUGGUGGUGGCGGUUGAGACGACACGGUCCGUGUCUACUAGAGACCGAGUCCUCGACACGGGCGGAGGAAUCAAGGAGCGUAGUUCGAAGGAACGGUAACCUUGGUAAUAGCUAGCAGUCGCCAUGGUUAUAGCAGUAACCAUGGUGGUAACCAUGGCGAUUCGAUUAAGUAACAGAAUCAAUAAACUGACAAUUCGCCACCUUACCGUGUCCGUCCCCUCCGCGUAAAAAAAUAUUUGACACAUCCCGUGAGCCACACGGCCUUCUGUGAGUGCAUCUCAUCAGCAGCAUUGGUUCAACGCGAGCAGAAAGCACCGGUUUCGACAUUCGGUGUCUCACCAGCAGAGCCGGGCUUGCUUGAACCAGUGCUGGUGAAUUGCCACGUGUUUAUUGACAACGACUCUCUCUCUCUUCUUGGUUCGAUGCAAAGCCAUCCAACGCACGAUGGUUAUUUGUCUUUUUAAAUCCUUUAUAUUAAGUUCGCUUGCUUGCUUAGGACCGUGCAAAUCUUUCGGUCGUUUUUUAAUCCACUUCCCGUGAUCCAAUCGAGCUGACAUUUUCCACACAGACUCGUUGUGCGUGACAAUUAAUGUUCGUGAACAUUUUUUAAAAUUUUUUUUACACUUUUUAGGACAAAAAUAUAAUAUUUAAUUACCAAUUGCUUAAUGGUGCAAUGCAAUCAUCUGACCCAUAGGUGGCAGCCAUCUCAAGCCAGAGGACGAGAGGACUCUAGCCGCCACGCAUAUAAAGGAUUAAUAGUGAAAAACUUUGUUUUUACGGGUUAUACUUUUUUUCUGCUCGGUGACAUGCUGGGCGAGAAGCGUGGACAACAAAUGGGGGUCUACAGACGCAGAGGUUCAUCACUGCUGAUGACUUGAGGUUCGCCAUGCAUCGAUAUAAUCAAUUUUUACGUAAACGAUAUGCGAACGAGUGCUGAUGUUGCAUUUAGGUGGAUGGAGCAGACGAGGUGGUACAAACGGGAAACCAACGCAAACGCGGUGGUGCAAAAAAAUCGAUUCUUGAAUGGAAUCGUGGCACCCCCCGGAUGGCUUUUCCCUCCCGAACGUUGUGGAUUUUGCUCCGACUUCCCGCAGCAUCGGCCCCGAUUGCUGCGUCGGCGCGGCCGCAAGCCGAACGGCCGCAUCUCGAACACGAAGGGCGACUCGGCCGCGAGGAGGUUUGGUUCUUGAACGUCGCUGGUCGGCGCGCCGCGAGACGCCUGUGUACGCCGCGCGACAAUUGAAUUCGUUUGGCCGUGUCGGGCGGUGCGGGGACUUGACGACACAAAUUCGGGGCCGGAUAGUUUACGUGGCCCGACCCAAAACCCCCCAACCCUGGACUCCACCGUUGGCUGUGAAGGCCCCUCUGCGGCGUUGGGCUCUACGCGGAGCCUCCGCCACGACCGUGAUGACGAUCGCUCUUGUCGACCGCGUCUGAACGAGACUUUGAUCGCUGUACAUUUCACGUGGUGUUGUAUAAUAAAUUCAUAAUGUACAUCCGUUCUCAAUCCACUGCUGAUUAUUGCAAUUCUCCCAAACUGUAACUUCACCACGCCAGUCAGCGGGCGGUUGGUGAAUGGGGUCGGGUCCAAGGACUCGCUUCGGAUGUCACUCGCCAUCGACGUCGGCUGCAGCCGGGAGUUGAACCCGGCUCGCUCGCCUGGGUUCAAGGUGCGGAGCGCUCACCAC
Messenger RNA from Lethenteron reissneri (Far Eastern brook lamprey), 4536 nucleotides. Its product is annotated as palmitoleoyl-protein carboxylesterase NOTUM-like. The record is from RefSeq and is a predicted model, not a curated record. Gene Ontology annotation, molecular function: palmitoleyl hydrolase activity. Lineage: Eukaryota; Metazoa; Chordata; Hyperoartia; Petromyzontiformes; Petromyzontidae. Gene Ontology annotation, biological process: negative regulation of canonical Wnt signaling pathway; protein depalmitoleylation.